AUGCCAGCGGCAGCAGCGAGCCGUCCUGGCGAGGCGUGGCGGCGGGCGGGGCGGGCGGAGGAGCUGGUGGCGGGGCUGGCGGCGGGCGACGCGAAGGUGCGGCUGCGCGCCGUGCGCGACGUGAAGAACGCCGCCAUCGGCAGCCGCACGCGCAAGCUCGCUUUCAUCCGCCUGCGAGCCGUGCCCAGGUGCGCCUCUCUUCCCCGCGCGCGUCCCUCCUCCGCGCGCCUCCCUCCUCCGCGAACCUCACUCCUACGCGCGCCGCGCCGCGCUCUUUCCCGCGCCUCCUUCCCUGCCCCUCUCUCCCCUGAAACCACGGCUGCGCUCUCCACGCGGCCUUUUUCCGUACCACCGCCCCACCGCGCGCCUUACUGUUUCCGCGCCCUUCUGUUUCCGCGCCCUGCUGCUUCCCGCAUCUCCGUUCCCUCUCCAUCCGAUUCUCUGAGGGGGCACUGGAUGGGGGAGAGAGGUUUGGGGAGUGGUUUGGGGAGUGGUUCGAGUCAGUGUGGUGGGGAGUGGUUUGGGCUGGUGGCCAUGCUAGAGGGAGCGGACGGAAUGGAAGGGGCGGAGGGAACGGAGGGGGCGGAGGGCGAACAGGGUGCGGAGGGGGCGUGGGGAGCGGAGGAGGUGCAGCAGGCGGCGGCAGCGGUGGGCAGUUUGGCAUGCGGGCUGCCGGAGGGCGUGCAUGCCGUGCUGGCUGCUGGGGCCGUGCUGCCGCUGCUGCGCUGCUUGCUGCACCCGCACACCAAGCUGGCGGAGGGCGUGCUCCCGCUGGCUGUCUGGCUGGCAGUGGGGGCCGUGCUGCCACUGCUGCGCUGCCUGCUGCACCCCCAUGCCAAGGUGGUGGAGGCAGCUGCAAGGUCACUGCGUCUGAUCUUCCAGUCCACUCCUGCUCUGCCACGUGGCAGCACUGCUGCAGGGGAUUGGCUCUCGCCCGCCCUCACCCUGCUGCCGUCCCUGCUCGCCUCCCCCAACGAGACAGUGUCAGAGGUGGCAUCCAGUGUGGCAGUGCACAGUGUGCACUCGCACCAGCAACAAGAAGCUUUUGGGCUCUUCAAUUCAAAGCACCCCUUCCAGGUGGCAGCCCGUGUUGCAGCGCACUGUGUGCACUCGCACCAGCAGAAGGCAUCGUUUGAGGCGCUUCAAACCAAAGCACCCCUUAACCCCCCACCCUUCCUCUGCCUAUCAACCAGGUUGCAGCCAGUGUGGCAGCGCACUGUGGCAGCGAGUGUGGCAGCGCACUGCGUGCACUCGCACCAGCAGCAGGCAGCGCUGGCAGCAGCAGGCGGGCUGCUGUCGCUCUCGCGCCUGCUCGCGUCGUCACCGCGCUGCACCGAUGCCGCUCUGCUCGCCCUGGCGGCGGCUGUCAAGGGCAACCGGCAGCAGGCCGCUGCUCUCGUAGAUAUGGGCGGGGGAGCAGCGCUGGCGGCGGUGGUGAGUCUGACGCGCCACCCAUCCCCCACCACGCGCCUCAAUGCCUGCCGCUGCCUGCUGCACGUCGAGGCAGCUCUCUGGCCACACGGCGGUGCCAUCACUGCGGUGCCCCGCUCCUUUCUCCAACACCCCGCUCCCGCCCUCGCUGCCCUGCCCGCUCCUCCUGUCUCCUCCGCAGUUCCACCUGCCACCACCGCUGCUGCCCCUGCCUGUGCUACUGCAGCGGCGGCUUUGCCCCCUGCCACAGCAGCUGCAGCGGCGGCUGCGAGCGUGAGGGUUGAGCGGGUUGCACGCAGCAGCAGCGGCGGCGGCGGCAGCAUUGCGGGGGAUGGGGGUGGACGGGCGGGUGGGCGGGGCGGUGGAGUGAAACGGGAUGCAUGGGGCGGGUUGAAGGCAGGCGGGAUGACCAAGGGCGAUCGGGGCAUGUGGCCGCGGCAGCAAGGGCACGAGCAGGCGGCGUGUGGGCGGGAGGGUGAGGAGGGGCGGGCGCAGCACGUGGUGUGCGGGGCGCUUUUGUCCCCUCGCACAGGGGCCCACACGCCUGCCACCGCGCCCACACCUGCUACUGCUGCCAGUGGCGAGAGGCCGAUGCGCGUGGGGGUGGGUGUGGGCAUGGGAGUGGGCGUGGGGGCGGCAGCGGCGGUGGAUGUGAACGUGGCGGCGGUGGUGCUGGUGGCGCUCAUCAACCUGCUGCCUCUCCCCGACCAGGUGGGCGAGCAGGCGCCGAGGCUACUGCAGCAGCUGCUGGGCGGCAGGGAGGACGUGCAGUGGGCGGCCUUCAACGCCCACGCGGCCUCCGAGCUCGUCGCUCUGCUCCGCCCCGCCCCCACCGCUGCCUCUUCUCCUUCCCCCAUUACCUCCCCUUCCUCGCUUCCCAUCCCCUCCUCCUCCGCUUUUCCCAUCCCCUCCUCCUCUUCCCCUCCUCCCAUCCCCCCAUUUCCAUCCUUCCCGUCGCCGCUCAUCCCCUCCUCCUCCUCGCCUCCCACUGCCACUGCUACCAGGCCACUCUUCUCCCGCUCUCCACCCGUGGGGCAGGUGAGAGAACAAGCACUGCACGUACACCCCCCUCUCUGCACCCACGAUGCGUAUUGUCUCACACAUUGUGUCUUCCCGCCCUCUCUCUCUCACCGCUCCCCUCCCCUUCCUCUCUUUCCCACCAACCCCCUCCCACAGGUGCUACAGCCUCUGCUGCGCUGCCUCGAUGCCUCCCAACCCAUGCCCCUGCGCGCUGCUGCGUGCUCUUGCCUGCACUCACUCGCGCGCUCCAUCAAGAAUCUCCGCACGGGCCUGUCCACGGCGCCCAUCAUCCUCGCCGUGCUCAACCUCGCCGCCUCCCCCGACCCCUCUGCCCAGCUACCAGCGGUGUCAGCGCUGGCCAAUCUGCUGCUGGACUUCCGAGGCGACACGGGUGCUCUCGUGGAUGCAGGGCUGCUCUCCCGCAUGGCUGAGCUGACAGCUGGGGUUGUUGGGAAGCGUGAGGGGUGGGUGCGAGAGGAGGUUGUGGAGGGGAGAGUGGGGGAGAGAGCGGACGGGGGUGUUAAGGGAAGAGUGGAGGGGAUUGUGGACGAGGGUGUGAAGGGGAGUGUGAAAGGAAGUAUGGAGGGGAGUGUGGGGGAGAGAGUGGGGGUAGCAGGGCAGGUGGUGGAGCGCAGUGUGAUGGUGCUGCGCAACGUGGCUCACUCCGCCACCACACCCGUCAAGCAACAACUGAUCGCCCUCCUGCUGCCCGCUACCCUGCCCGCCCUGCUGCAAGGUGGGUGUCCCACUCGCGUCCCAUUCUCUCCAACCGUGCAGGCGGCAGCGCUGCUGCGCAACGUGGUGCACGGAGCAGAGGAGCACGCCCACCUGCUGCUGGCCCCCGCUGCCCUCCACGGCGCUCUCCUGCGCCUCCUCGCCGCCAAACUGCUGCCCGCCCGCCCUGUGGCCCUCUCUCCAGCCACAGUGGGAGGUGCUAUGAGGGGAGCAGGGAGAGGAGCAGUGAUAGGAGUGAGAGGAGCAGCGAGAGGGGAUGCAGAGGAGGAGGGCGUGGAGGAUGCGGAGUGUGAGUUGGCGGCAGUGCGGCGAGCGCACUAUGCAGUGCGAUUGGAGGCCAUGCUGGCUCUGAGCAACGUGGCAGCAGGGGGCGCACAGGCCAAGGACUCGGUGCUGCCGCUGCUGCUGCUGCCCGCCGCCAAGGUCAGGGAGCUUGAAGCGUGCUGGCAGGCAGGCAGAGGGGGUGAAGCAGCCACGUGUGAUACACCAGGCCCAGGGAAUGGGGAAGCAGGUGGAGCAAAGGCGGUGGCAUGCAGUGUGGCAGGCUCAAGUGCAAGUGCUUGUGCUGCUGCUGCCGGACGAGAGGGAAAAGGAGAAGCGCUGGCAGCCACACUUCCGCUGCAUUCCCUCCACCACCACCCGCCAUCCAGCCCUUCCCAGCCCAACGCUACCCCCUCCCUAUCCUCUGCACGACUCUCGCCCCCUCCUCCCCCUCUCAUCCUGCACCUGCUACGCCUGCGUGGCUGCACAUCCCUGCGCCUGGCCUCUCUCUGGUGCCUCGCCAACCUCUGCCGCCCUGCCUGCCCGGGGGCUGACAGGCGAGCUGCUGCGGUGAGGGCAGCAGAGGGCCUGGUGGUGCAGUUGGAGAUGCUGGCAGCGCAAGGGAGCUUCGACAUUGCUGUAAGCCACGCACACAUGCACACGUGCACACGUGCAGACAUGCAAUCGCUCUCUGCUAGUGUGUUGCUGUGA
Messenger RNA from Closterium sp. NIES-65, 4158 nucleotides. The record is from the annotation of a GenBank genome assembly. Lineage: Eukaryota; Viridiplantae; Streptophyta; Zygnematophyceae; Desmidiales; Closteriaceae.